Molecule: messenger RNA, 1912 nt
Organism: Cryptococcus deneoformans JEC21
Lineage: Eukaryota; Fungi; Basidiomycota; Tremellomycetes; Tremellales; Cryptococcaceae
Exons: 5
Coding region: 386-1756 (456 amino acids)
Cellular component (GO): membrane
Molecular function (GO): hexosyltransferase activity
Source: RefSeq, a predicted model, not a curated record
GUGACAACUGGUCGUUCCUGCCUGCGCUACUCGUCCCCCUCCUUUGCGCCCCCCCUUUGCGCCCUCGCAGUUCAGUUUAUUGCGUUGCGCCCUUUGUCCGUGGGGGACACCGUCUCGGGGGGCCGGCCUAUUAUCUCGACAGUCAACGUCAGAGCUCAGGAAGAAGGCACCCCAAAUCGCGCCUGGUGUAUGGUGAAACAUGACGGUAACGGAAUAUUGCUGCGAGUUUGCCGCCCGGCUUGGCAUUACCGUUGUGGCCCGGCCUCGCUGCCUGCAGUGUUGCACAAACAGUGCUGAUGGGCGAUCGACGGGCGCUGGCAGGGGGGACGAUGUGGCCUACGAAAGGAGCUAGCAUCUCCAUCUCCACCACCCACCCACCAGCACCAUGCUUCCCCUGCCCACCUCCCAGCCAAAACCGAGGCCGUCCGCCCCGCCCCGCCGGCGCGUCCUCGUCCUCCUCCCCUUUGUGGCCGCCGCCGCCUACCUCCUCUACCUCUUCCUCGCCUACUGCGCCUCCUUUCCGCCGCAUCACCGCUACAAUGCCGCCCUGCACUACUCCCCGCCAUGGCUCCACCCCGCGAUCGGCCGCCUCGUGCCCCGCCCCGGCCGCCCCGCCAGCCCGCCGCGCAUCAUCCCAGGCCUGCGGUCAGCCCGGCCGAUGGAAGAAUGGGACGUGCCCCUCCUCACUGGCCCGGCGUACGCUCCGGACCCCAGCGACACCUCCCACGCCGUCCUCACCAGCCCCGCCCUCCUCAUGCUGCACGUCUUCUCCACGCCGACCCCCGAGUCUCGCGCCCGCCGCGCCCUCAUCCGCUCGACCGCAUCCCCGCUCCGCGCCGUCCCCCCGCAGCACAGGCACCUCGUCGAGCUAAAGUUUAUCCUCGGCAGGCCGACCCCGAUCGUCGGUUCGUCGUCGGCGAGUCCCCUGUGGAACGGGACGGAAGAACAGAUGGUGGAUGCGGAAGACAGGAUGUACGGCGAUUUGGUGAGGCUCGAAGGGCUCGAGGAUGGGGAGAAUAGGGACAAGGGCAAGACGUGGGAGUGGAUACGGUGGGUCGGGUCGAGAGAAAGAGCUGGCUGGUGGGUUAUGAAAUGUGACGACGAUACCCUGCCAAUCCUCUCAAACCUCCUCCCCAUCCUGCUCGCCAACCCGCCCACCAUCCCCUCCUACAUCGGUACCUCUCUCGGCCACUGGACCGGCUAUCAUUUUUAUUUCGAAGGGAUGAUGUAUGGAUUUAGUUGGCCUGUCAUAAAAACCCUCGCCACGGCGGCCGUCCCCGCAUACGAACGCAACGCCCAACGAAACGAAGACGCAUUCAUGGGAGAGCUCAUGUUCUCUCUCCCUUUCCUCCAUACCCCGUCGUCUGGGUGUUUACCGGAGGGAGAGACGGUGAUGUUCCCCAGACCGAUACCGCGUCCGGGGGUAGUCGCGGGCGAAGGCGAGGGGGCAGAGCAUAACGAUGUUGAAGAGGGUAACAGUAAAAACGAAAAACAAAAAGACGACACCAACUACUCUCUCCCACCACCCAACCCUGAUCCAUGCACUGGUCUCUUCCGACUCGAUCUCGGACGUAGGUUGGGUGAUUACCAUCACGCCCAAGGUCAAGGUUUGGUAACAGGGAACAUGGGGGAUAUUGUGGGGUUACAUGGGUUGAAGAAUGACGAGGAUUAUGUAAAAGUAUACAACCAAUUCCGGACACGGCUCGAAGGGGAACGUAAAUGGGAAUGGGCGGUACCCGACGCGUUGUCGGUGUAGGCGGGGGUGUAUGAAUAUCAGUGUAGAGUAGGAGACAUCGUUGGUGACGCCUUGUCGGUUGAUAGUCCAUCUACACAUCUUUGUAUCUAUUAGAACCCUGUCCAGUUUUCUGCAUUUAGCCAUUCUAGCUUUUUCAUGUAAUUUUUUUUUUUCCAC